GAUCGCGGGGCUGCUGCUGCUCAAGCGCGAGCAAAAGAAGCUGCAGCGGGAGCGAAAUCGGAUGCAAAAGUAUCAAGCCCAGCGGCGGCUCUCGCGGCAGCGAUCUAUCGAGGCGUUCCGGCUCUCAUCGACCAACUUGAGCGAAGCGGAGUCGUCCAUCCACACUAGUUUAUCCCGACCGCAUACCAGAUCGUCGCACUUGCGGCCACCGCCCUUGAAGCCAAUAAGCUCUCUCUCGCUGAAUAGCGAGCUCGAGGCGAGCGACGAUGCCCUAGGGGCCGCAGAGCUUCCAACGCCGCUCACGUCGUUUGACCGACAAGGCAUCCCCCACCACGGACCAAUUACAAAGAGCGACAUCCCUGAUGUAUUGUACUUUGCCCGGUAUGCCGAACUUGUCUACAACCACCAGGAGGCCAAGGCAAUCGCGCCGAUUCUGUUGAUCCACUUCAACGAAGCCAACAACCUCUUCAAGUCGCCCUAUAUGAUCAUAUUCGACCACGAAUGGCAGUGCGUGGUCAUUGCCAUUCGCGGGACAUACUCGAUCACGGACAUCUUGGUCGAUAUGCAUUUCGCAGAGGCGCCCCUCGAUAUUCCAGAGCUGCCGGAGGGAAAGCACGGCUGCCAUCCGGGGAUGCUGCGGACGAGUCUGAACAUUCUCGAGGACAUCACCAAGGAAGACCGGCUGCGCAAGAUCUUGCUCGAUCCAGAUUCGGAAUACUCGCACUACAACUUGGUGGUGACUGGACACUCUCUCGGAGCGGGAAUCGCCGCAUUGCUAUGCUAUAUGCUACGUAAAGAGGGCUUCUCCAACGCAAAGUGCUAUAGCUACUGCCCCCCGGGCCAGCUGCUCACGCGCGAAGUUGCAGAGCACUUUGCCCAGUUUUGCAUCUCGGUCGUCAACGGCGACGACCUGGUUCCGCGCACAACCCGGAACUCGCUGGAGCUCUUGAAGCGAGAUAUCGAGGAGCUGCUGGCUGACUGUGAGCUGGCCAAGUGGCAGCUGUUCAAGUCGGUCUUGGGCAACUAUUGCUGCGGCUCGCGGACAAGGUCGAAUAAGGUUGAACUGGAUCCGGAGGCCGUCCCCGACAACCUCCGUGCCCGCGACAGCAGCCUCGACAAACUUGACAAACUGGACAUGAGCGUCUUCCCAACCAAACCCAAGCUUCGUGUUGGCACAAUCACAAUGGAUGUAGAUGGAGCCGAAGCACAUGUUCCGAUCACACUCAUGUUUAUGGCCGGGCGGAUCCUCUAUAUCGAAAAGCUGCCAGUGGAUCUGUCGAUCUCGUCCGAUAACAUCAACGAAAACGCCACCCUCAAGAAGCAGCUGUCCUUCAACGAAAUCCGGCCAACAAACAAAUCGCACCGACACAGCGUCCUCGCUGUCUUUCGGCCCGACUGGACCAAGCCCCAAGACCCCAUUCCUGCCGGAGACAGCAGCCACCUGCCGCAGUCGUCGCCCUCAACCCCACAGUCUUCGGCGUCGGCAAUAUCAGGGACGGCGUUCCGGUACAAGUACGUCCCGCGGUGGGCCGAGCGUGAAGAAUUUUGCGAGAUCAUCUUGUCCAAAAGCAUGCUGACAGACCAUUCGCCCUUUGCGGUCAUCAAGGACUUCUGGAAGAUGUCCGAGGGCCAGAUUCUGCAAACCCUGCGCAAAUGACAGCUCCGUCUUCGGAACCGGCGGCUCAGAGGACCGCCGCGCUCGCGAGAAUGGCACGAUUCGUCUCGCAGUCUGGGCCGAUGCCCACCUUCUGGAUCCUGAAUACACGCGU
Molecule: messenger RNA, 1769 nt
Organism: Polychytrium aggregatum
Lineage: Eukaryota; Fungi; Chytridiomycota; Chytridiomycetes; Polychytriales
Product: Alpha/Beta hydrolase protein
Exons: 2
Coding region: 62-1657 (531 amino acids)
Biological process (GO): lipid metabolic process
Source: RefSeq, a predicted model, not a curated record